GCAGUUAUUUAAGGAGAGACAAGUUGUGGAUAUGCAUGGAGUAUUGCGGAGGUGGAUCGUUGCAGGAUAUAUAUCAUAUUACUGGACCAUUAUCGGAAAUACAAAUAGCAUAUAUGUGCCGGGAGACCCUCACUGGUUUAGCUUACUUACAUAGCAUGGGCAAGAUGCAUCGUGAUAUUAAGGGUGCCAAUAUACUGUUGACUGAAGCGGGUGAUGUGAAAUUGGCAGACUUUGGCGUGUCGGCGCAGAUUACCGCGACGAUUAACAAGAGAAAGAGUUUUAUCGGUACACCUUACUGGAUGGCUCCUGAGGUAGCAGUCGUGGAAAGGAAAGGAGGUUACAAUCAAUUGUGUGAUAUUUGGGCAUGUGGGAUAACCGCGAUUGAAUUAGCAGAGUUACAGCCGCCAAUGUUCGAUCUGCAUCCGAUGCGCGCUCUGUUUCUCAUGUCCAAGUCCGGCUUUAAGCCACCGACAUUGAAGGAUCGUGACAAAUGGAGUCCAACGUUCCAUAACUUCGUCAAAAUUGCCCUUACGAAAAAUCCGAAAAAAAGGCCGACAGCAGAGAAAUUGCUUCAGCAUGCGUUUUUCCAAGGGGAGAUGAGCAAGAGACUGGCUUUAGAAUUAUUGCAAAAAGUGUCGAAUCCCAGCCAUAUGUUUACGGAUUUGGAGGCCGACGAAGACGGAGCAGUGCCCAAUGUUCCGCAAAGAAUAGCUUCACGUCACACCGCAAGGCCUAGGCCGAAAAGUCCUAUAUCGCAACUGGAUAGUGACGAUCAAAUCAACAUCGAUGGAGGGACAUUACACAGAGACUCCAUAUCACCAUCUGUGGACGCUAAUCCAGCGUGGGACAUUAUGGAUAUCAUGAAUAACGUCAAGGCCGUGCACAAUUGUGAUGUGCAUCCAGACUGUGGGAUUGGAUCUGCGUUUGAAGACGUCCAGGAAAACGAGACGCAAGCACAAGCAAUCGCGGAAGAAGACCUAGUUCCAGAAAGUGCAGGAGUCCUUCGGAAGAUGAGAAGAAAGAAAGGAGCGAUUCGUUCCCCGCAAAAAGCGCCGCAAAACGUCGCAACGCCUCGAGACUCUCGCAGCCAUGUAUCUCGACCUCGACGAAGAAACAUUUUCUGCACGAUAAUCACGUGGGUGACCGCUAUCUGCAUGUGGCCGAUAAGGAAAUUGCUGCAUCUCGUAAAUGUCGUAAAUGAAAACAGACGAAAUACUGUACCAAGCCCAAGAGGUCCAGUCGUGUCCUUGGAAAUGUUGCGCAACGUAAAGCUGAAAUCCGCGAAGCGUAGGCCUAAACCUGGAAGAUCGCCCAGAAGCGUUUGGAGUCGACUUGCGGCGAAUGUCAGUCUUUCGCCGAUCUUGCCCGAAUCGCCCGAGUCACUCGGAUGAUCCCUCGCGUCGAGAUUUAUUUCUUCGUUUUCUUUUUUUUUUUUCCUCUCUUUAGCCUACCUUAUUACGUUCUUACAAUUACAUUUCGCAAAUAUACUUACUUACUUUACGAGA
Messenger RNA from Temnothorax curvispinosus, 1505 nucleotides. RefSeq names its product mitogen-activated protein kinase kinase kinase kinase 5-like. The record is from RefSeq and is a predicted model, not a curated record. Gene Ontology annotation, biological process: protein phosphorylation. NCBI's taxonomy places the organism in Eukaryota, Metazoa, Arthropoda, Insecta, Hymenoptera, Formicidae. Gene Ontology annotation, molecular function: MAP kinase kinase kinase kinase activity; ATP binding. The transcript has 9 exons. Bases 36 to 1391 code for a protein of 451 amino acids.